AUGUUUCAAAUUUUCAAGCAGCAGAACAAACGUAAAGCAAUUGAUUGCGAUUCUCUUAUAGAAAAAAGGAAGAAAAAAAUCAAAAAAACAUUUGUAUUCAUGGAAAGGAGAAAAGUAAAGAAUAUUAAAUUCAACAAGCACAAAAAUCUGAAUAAAGAACAAGAAACACAAGAAAUGAAUUAA
Clunio marinus is the source of this 183-nucleotide messenger RNA. The record is from the annotation of a GenBank genome assembly. Lineage: Eukaryota; Metazoa; Arthropoda; Insecta; Diptera; Chironomidae.